GGAGCGCUCAGAAGACUGAGGAGCAUAGCAGUGAAUCUCUAGUGUUAUCACAAUGGCUGUGCUUUGGGUGUUGUCUUUGAGGAUGUUGUGGAUUUCAUGCCUGUUGAUCAGCAGUGUAACUUGUCUCCCUGCACGGAAAGACUACGGCAGUCCUUACCCCGGUGGCUUUGGCAGUCCUUACCCCGGUGGCUUUGGCAGUCCUUAUUCUGGUGGCUUUGGCAGUCCUUACCCCGGUGGCUUUGGCAGUCCUUAUUCUGGUGGCUUUGGCAGUCCUUACCCCGGUGGCUUUGGCAGUCCUGCAGCCGCUGGCGUCUCCGGAAGUCCUGCAGCCGCUGGUGGUUUCGGCAGUCCUGCAGCCGCUGGAGGCUCCGGCAGUCCUGCAGCCACUGGAGGCUCCGGCAGUCCUGCUCCCGUGGGUCCGAUGCACUGGUCUUCUGCCUCAAGCUUCCCAAGAGAGUUCCACACUGCAUUGGGAGCCAAUGUCGACCUAGAACACACUGGGAAUGAUGCUAGUGGAGUUAUUUCUGGGUCUGGUAACGCAGGUGGAGGCUCGAUUGGCACUGGAUUGUCUUCCAACUCCGGGUCCACAGGUGGUGAGGAUGGCUUUGUUGAGGAUGAACGCCCUCAGCCUGUGUUCAGUAACAUGUCAAACAUGGAACCAGUCUACACAUUGAGAUCUCGCUCGGGCUACCGGAAUGGAAGACGCCAUUUCUCCAAAACCCGCUACACUCCUGGAGAGAUGGUGUUUCCUCCUAGGCCGGUUGUCGAGCGCAUCCCUAACAAACCCGUCAACGCUUCACCCAAAGGCGGCCAGUGAGCAUCUUGAAAGAUUUACCCUGACUGGACACAUCCUGAAAGAACAAUAAAGUUGUGCUUCUCAGCUGGUCUUC
Messenger RNA from Cyclopterus lumpus (lumpfish), 890 nucleotides. Its product is annotated as circumsporozoite protein-like. The record is from RefSeq and is a predicted model, not a curated record. The transcript is spliced from 4 exons. NCBI's taxonomy places the organism in Eukaryota, Metazoa, Chordata, Actinopteri, Perciformes, Cyclopteridae. Bases 53 to 817 code for a protein of 254 amino acids.